AUGCUCAAGCGCAAGCCGUACCCGCGCACCAAGCCCCUCAUUUCGGAGCGCAUGUUGAAGCACAUGGUUGGUCAGUCCAUCUUCCAGUUGGCGGUGAUUCUCACCAUGACGUUUGCCGGGGACAAGAUCUUCGGCAUUGAUUCGGGCCGCAAGUACGACCGCAAGCCGGUUGGCGCGACCGGACCGUCCGUGCACUACACGAUGAUCUUCAACACGUUCGUGUUCCUGCAGCUGUUCAACGAAAUCAACGCCCGUCGCAUCCACGACGAGCUGAACGUGUUUGAAGGCAUCCUGACCAACCACAUCUACCUUGGCAUUUCGGUGGUGCAGUUGGUCUUGCAAGUGUUGAUCAUCGAGUUUGGGUCGCUCGUGUUUGGUUGCGUGCCGUUGGAUCUGACCCAAUGGUUUAUCUGCAUCGGCCUCGGCUCGCUUUCGUUACCGGUGGGCCUGUUCCUUCGUUGCAUCACCCUUCCUGCCAGCUUUACGAUGUGCCAGGAAACCUCGGUUGUCGAGAACGUCCCCAGUGCCCGCACCAAGACAUUGUGGCGUCGAAGUUUGAAGCGCCUGCAGGUCCAGAUGCGUGUGGUGAAGGCGUUCCAGAAGUCAGUGACACAACAAAAGGGUCUGCAUUAG
Messenger RNA from Aphanomyces astaci, 633 nucleotides. RefSeq lists its product as hypothetical. Gene Ontology annotation, cellular component: intracellular membrane-bounded organelle. The coding region runs from base 1 to 633 and encodes 210 amino acids. Gene Ontology annotation, molecular function: P-type calcium transporter activity. NCBI's taxonomy places the organism in Eukaryota, Oomycota, Saprolegniomycetes, Saprolegniales, Verrucalvaceae. The record is from RefSeq and is a predicted model, not a curated record. The transcript has a single exon.